This is a messenger RNA of Lotus japonicus, 1236 nucleotides long. RefSeq lists its product as uncharacterized. Gene Ontology annotation, biological process: intracellular protein transport; protein localization to organelle; Golgi to plasma membrane protein transport. Lineage: Eukaryota; Viridiplantae; Streptophyta; Magnoliopsida; Fabales; Fabaceae. The transcript has 7 exons. Gene Ontology annotation, molecular function: GTP binding; GTPase activity. The record is from RefSeq and is a predicted model, not a curated record. Gene Ontology annotation, cellular component: Golgi apparatus. The coding region runs from base 284 to 901 and encodes 205 amino acids.
UUAUUAUUCAUCUUUAAGCUUAGUUAUCUUACAAACUUGUCUUGUCUUGUGAGAACACAAACAGAGCGAAAUCACCCAAACUCUCAUCAGAUUCCGCCACGAUCGCCGGAUCUUUCUUCAACCACCGCCUACCGCCGUUCAUCUCCGUCGUCGGCGCCGGAACUCUGAGUGUGAGGAUUCUGAGCUGGUGAUCCGUGUGCCCGAGGUAUCGGUAUCGAGUAACGUGGCAUGAACUUGAUGUUCUUCGAUCCUUGAAGGUUGAGGUAGCAUAAAGGACAAAAAGAUGUUUUCAUUGUUUUAUGGACUAUGGAAGCACAUGUUCAGCAAGUUAGAGCUUCACGUACUCAUUCUGGGGAUUGAUAAAGCUGGCAAGACGACUUUGCUGGAGAAGAUGAAGACAAUGUACUCAAAUGUGGAAGGCCUUCCUCCUGAUCGAAUUGUUCCAACCGUGGGAUUGAACAUCGGUCGCACUGAAGUGGCAAAUAGAAAACUUGUGUUCUGGGACCUUGGAGGCCAGCCUGGUCUUCGCUCAAUCUGGGAGAAAUAUUAUGAAGAGGCACAUGCUGUUAUAUUUGUCGUAGAUGCUGCUUGUCCGUCACGCUUUGAAGAUGCGAAGUCUGCACUUGAAAAGGUGCUUCGGCAUGAGGAUCUCCAAGGAGCGCCUCUUUUGAUAUUAGCAAACAAGCAGGAUCUUCCUGAGGCAGUAACAGCUGAAGAACUCGCUCGAUAUCUAGACUUAAAGAAGCUGGAUGAAAGACUUUUCAUGUUUGAAGCCGUUUCAGCAUAUGAUGGGUUGGGUAUUAGGGAAAGUGCAGAAUGGUUGGUGCAAGUUAUGGACAGAAGCAAGAGGACUGAAAUGUUGAGAGAGCGGGCAGGGGCAAUGGGUUCAGGUCCUUCAUAGAAGGGUCUUCCAUUAAACUGAAGUGAUUUCCCCAUUCCUUUAUAUCUUUGUAAAUCCAAAAUUGAAAUAUACAUGAUUAGAAGUCAUUGAGAAGUAAAGGAACAUCUCGGUGCUACAUUAAACUGAGCCUUGAAAUUAUGUCUUGAUUUAAUUUGUAAUAUUGCACAUAAGAGGUUCAGUCCAACAUCUCAGAGAGCAGAGUUUUCUUCAGCCAUGCCUAUAUGGUCAAUCUGUCAAGUUCUGGGCUGGAAGGAUUUUCUAUUUCUGCCUCUAUUCAUGCUUUUGUCAAACAAGAUUUGAUGUUUCCUAUUAGAAUAAAAUUUUAUUUACUUUCC